AUGGGCUCUCACGAAAAUAUAGUGCUCAAUGGCGCCAUCAACGGUGUACAAAGCCUGGGCCAGCUGCAGACCGAGGCCUCCAGCCCGUUGGCACGCACCAUCGGCUCCCUCGAUACCCAGGCCCUAUGCGCCGCAUUCAAUAGCGAAGAAGCACGGGUAUCACCUGCCGUUGCGCAGUGCGUGCCGACGAUUGCGGCACUGAUCGAUGAUCUCGUCCCGCGACUCAAGGCCGGCGGCAGGCUCAUCUAUGUCGGCGCCGGCAAUAGCGGGCGAGUAGGGUUUAUGGACUGCAGCGAACUGCCCGUGACCUUCUCGGCGCAGCCAGAACAGUUCCUGACCGUUGUGGCCGGUGGUGCUGAGGCGAUUAUCCGGGCACGAGAGGGCGCAGAGGAUUUCGAGCAAGAUGGCAUCGCGGAGCUGGAAGCCAUGCAAUUGACCGCUGACGAUACGGUUAUAGGCAUUUCCGCAUCAGGACGAACGCCUUUUGUCCUCGGGGCGCUGAGAGUAGCACUGAAGAAGGGAAACGUGCUGACGGCUGGCAUCACCAACGUGCAUCCUUCUGCUAUCGGCAGGCUGGGAGUCAAGCACUGUAUUUCAGCACUGGUCGGCCCCGAAUUUCUGGCUGGGAGCACCAGAUUGAAGGCUGGCAGUGCCGCAAAGCAAAUCCUCAACAUGAUCAGUACUUGCUCCAUGGUCAGGCUAGGAAAGACGUACAAGGGCCUAAUGGUCGAUGUGCGGGUGAAGAACCACAAACUCAAGGCUCGCGGGAGAAGAAUAGUACGCCAAGUGUGCGAGGGAUCCGCCAUGUACGUUGUCGAUGAGAAGGGGAUCCCUUCACCAGAUGCCAUCAGGAUGCCCGAAGAUAAGGACGGUGAUGCAAAACUCGACGUGCUCAUCGAGAAAUGCGGAGGAAGCGUCAAGCUAGCCUGUGCUGUUGCGAUUUCUGGUCUCUCUCCAGCUGCUGCAAAGGAUCAUCUCGACUCGGUAGACGGACACUUGAGCCUUUUCGUCGAUAAAAUCAGCGCUGUUCCUACCAAAAACCGCAUUCCGAUAGGAAAUACGUCAGACCAAGAAUAUUUCCUCUCCAUCGACGGCGGUGGAACAAACUGCAAGGUUUCCAUUGCAACCAAAACCGGCAUUGUUGCCCGCGCUUCCUCAGGCGCGUGUAAUGUCAACUCGGUCUCCAUCGACGAGUUGAUGGAGAAUAUCAGAUUGGCCACCGCACGAGCCGUUGAACUUAUUCCAGACCGUAUCUUGCAAACCGACAAUCCCCUUCGAUUUACCAAAGUAUGGGCAGGCUUAUCCGGACUGUACUUCGCAUACGACCGCGAGACAGUAGCGAGCGGGCUCGAAAAGCUAUUCAACGCUUCCGUAGAAGCGGGCAGUCUCAUAUUAUCCAGCGACGAUGCCCUACUAAAAUCAUACAUUAGCAUCGACGAUAACGUUGACGGCGGAAUUUCCGUGAUCGCAGGAACCGGAGCAGUGGCUACGGCAUUCAAGAAGUCCACAGCCACCGGCGAGGUCGUCCGUGUUGGCCGUACAGGCGGCUGGGGCUGUCUUCUGGGGGACCAAGGCAGCGCAUUUGACAUCGGGAAACGAGCGGUGCAGGCUAUGCUGGCAGGCAUAGAAGAGAGACAAGGCGAGGGCAGCACUGCGUCAAGACAGAACCAAUGCACACCUCUCGAAGCAGAGAUCUUAUCCCGGCUCAACUGUAGUCAGGCGGAACUGCUUCCGUAUCUCCUGCACGGAGGCACGACUGGCGAGCAGCCCAAGAAUCGAAUUGCCAGUCUUGCAACAGUAGUCACACAGCUGGGUUUCCGAGAAGAGGGCCAGGGUCCGGACGUGCGGGCCCUUGCUAUUCUGAAAGAUGCCGCGCGGGCAUUGGCAAAGACCAUCAAGCCGCUGACAACGAAGCAGAUCUGCGAGCCGAGUAGUAGCGUACUGGUACUGGCGGGUGGGCUAAUGAAGCUGCCUCAAUACAGAGCGUUGGUGCUGGAGGAAUGCUCUGCAGAGGGCAUAAUGCCUUUCAAGAAAAUCGUGGUAGUCGAUGAUGCAUCUGGACCAGCGGCGCAGCUUCUGGCCAGCAGUACGCGGAAGCGAAAACGCAAUUACGGCCCUGAAGAUGUCUAA
Monascus purpureus is the source of this 2130-nucleotide messenger RNA. NCBI's taxonomy places the organism in Eukaryota, Fungi, Ascomycota, Eurotiomycetes, Eurotiales, Aspergillaceae. The record is from the annotation of a GenBank genome assembly.